Messenger RNA from Cercospora beticola, 1553 nucleotides. RefSeq lists its product as uncharacterized. Gene Ontology annotation, cellular component: membrane. Gene Ontology annotation, biological process: transmembrane transport. The record is from RefSeq and is a predicted model, not a curated record. Gene Ontology annotation, molecular function: transmembrane transporter activity. Lineage: Eukaryota; Fungi; Ascomycota; Dothideomycetes; Mycosphaerellales; Mycosphaerellaceae.
CUGGUAGACAUCUCUAAGCUCGGCAGGCACGCGCUUGCACUUUUUGUGUAUCAGUAAUUCUUGCUCCAUCUCAAUGAUUAGUCGACGUCAUGUCAAAGCCACACGAGCCUUACGAUCAAGCCGAAAAGGGCGAGCGGGACCUUACAUCCACUGCCGGCAGUGGCGAAUCCUUCUCCUCGCACGACGAUUUCGACCGCAUCGAACAACAUGAGGAAGCCUCGCUCCAAGAUCCAGAUGAAAUACGAUCCACCAAGUUGUCCACGACGAGGGCAUCCCACGACCUCAGGAGAACUGCAAGCAAUGUUCUCGCCAAGGUCGCCUCACGCUUGACCACGCAUUCCAUCGUAGAUCCUCCUCCACCGCCAGAUGGAGGUCUUCACGCAUGGACGCAGGUCGCCAUGGGUGCAAUUUGUGCCAUGACCACUUGGGGAUUGGUCAAUUCGUAUGGCGCCUUCCAAUCGUAUUACACUUUGAACCUGGGCCUUCCAGCCUCGACUGUGUCCUGGAUCGGCUCCGUACAGAAUUUCCUGACAUUCUUCAUUGGUGUUUUCUCUGGACGCGCUCUCGAUGCAGGCUUUUUCAUGCCAGCACUCAUUAUUGGUGCGACAGUCCAGGUCCUGGGGAUUUUUCUCACUAGCUUAUCCACGCAGUAUUGGCAACUGAUGCUGACCCAAGGCAUAAUGACUGGCUUAGGCGGCGGGAUAUUCUUCACACCUGCCAUGGGCCUGAUUGGCACUUAUUUUAGCGGCAGGCGAGCCUUAGCCAUGGGCAUGGCUAGCGCUGGCAACAGUGUAGGUGGCAUAAUAUACCCAGUCCUCGUUCAACAACUCUUGCCCAAGCUAGGCUUUGCUUGGACCGCUCGCGUUCUUGGGUUUCUGAACCUUGGCUUAUUGAUCAUUGUCAUGAUCUUCAUGCGGCCAAGGUUGCCACCUCGAAGAUCAGGGCCUAUCGUUGACCUGUCUGCAUUCAAGGAACCGACGUAUGUGUUCCUGACUGCGUGCUGUUUCUUCAUAAUAUGGGCAAUCUAUUUCACCCUUUACUACAUUUCGUCCUAUGCUAUUGAGGUGGCGGGCGUUUCCUUCACCUCUGCUCUGAACCUCACAAUCAUCAUCAAUGGUGUGGGCCUACCCGCAAGAAUCAUACCGUCAUUCUUCGCCGACCGUUUUGGACAGCUGAAUACCCAGGUGCCCAUUCUCCUCGUUCUUACGGUUGUCGCAUUCAGCUGGAUAGCAGUGCGGGACAACACUGGUCUUUACAUCUUUACCGUAAUCUAUGGCAUUGUUUGUGCCGCAUUUCAAGGCCUGGUGCCAUCUACGGUAGCGAGCAUCACUCUGGAAAUGAAUAAAUUCGGCACGAGGUUGGGCAUGGCGUUUGGGAUUUUAUCGUUUGCCGCGCUCACUGGGCCAUCGAUCGGCGGCGCACUGCAGGGCGCGAUGGAUGGCAGUUAUCUCGGGGCACAACUUUGGUCUGCCAUAGCUACUGGAGCGGCAUUCGGGCUUUUGACCACGGCGCGCAUGCUUCAGGCCAAAGGGAGAUUACAUGCUAAAUGCUAG